AUGGAAUUACUACCAGAAGGUCAAAGGAAUACUGCCACCGAGGUGACAUGGGAAGACCAACAGAGAAUCAAUAAAUUUUCAACAAUAAUCGCCAAAAAGGACGAGCAAUCAGCCAUACUAGAAAAACUAAAGACCGACAAAGAAUACCUUGAUGAUUUAUCCUUAGAGAUUGAAUUGUUGGAUGAAGACGAAAAAAUCCAGUACAAAAUAGGUGAUGCAUUUAUGCUCCUCAAAGUAGAAAAAGCCGUGGAGAAAAUUGAACAAGACAAUGAAAAAUUGCUGACCCGAAUCAAUGAAGUUUGCGAUUUGAUUGAUUCUUACGAUGAUCAAUUGGGUGAGUUGAAGAAAUAUUUAUAUGCCAAAUUUGGAAAUAAUAUCAACUUGGAACGAUAA
This is a messenger RNA of Spathaspora passalidarum NRRL Y-27907, 393 nucleotides long. Its product is annotated as tubulin-binding prefolding complex subunit. The record is from RefSeq and is a predicted model, not a curated record. The transcript has a single exon. Gene Ontology annotation, biological process: protein folding. NCBI's taxonomy places the organism in Eukaryota, Fungi, Ascomycota, Pichiomycetes, Serinales, Debaryomycetaceae. Gene Ontology annotation, cellular component: prefoldin complex; cytoplasm. Bases 1 to 393 code for a protein of 130 amino acids.